This is a messenger RNA of Porites evermanni, 3128 nucleotides long. Lineage: Eukaryota; Metazoa; Cnidaria; Anthozoa; Scleractinia; Poritidae. The record is from the annotation of a GenBank genome assembly.
AUGGCUUCAUUUAAGCCGUUAGAAGGAAUUCGCGAGGAUAUGUCACCUAACGCGGGACAGUUACAGCUGAAUGUAUUAACUGCGAUCGGAAGAGCGCGAGCGAUCGAUCCAAACGUUAUCGUUAGCCACAGCGGUGAAAUCGCUUUCCUCAAGAAAGAAAUACAAGGAAAGGAAGAAGAAAUAUCAAAGCUAAGGGACGCCAUUCAACAGCUUACGGAGAAAAACGACGACCUUAAACUGACGGUGGACUUGAAAGACAAAGAAAUCAAGAGCUUGAAGGAAAAAAUCGACAAACUGGAAACUGAAAAGAAGACUUUGGAGAAGAAGUUGAGAUCAGUCGAAGGAGAAUUAGAAGAUGUGAAAGAGGAAGUUGGCGAGUUAAAAGAGGCCAACAAGAGUCAAGAGGAAAGAAUCAUUAUGCUGCAAGCGAACGAGGAAAGAUUGUCAAAGAGAAUUGAUGGAGUAAAGAGUGAAAAUAUGACUCUUAAAAAGGAGCUCAAAGACCUCAAAGAAACGUUUCAACGCAGGCAGCCGCCAUCAGUGGUUUCAGCUGAACGACUUGCUUUACCUGCUAUUGACCUAGAAGAGUGGCCCACGAUUAUCCUUGGCGAGAUGUGCAGGCAAAUUCAAAUCAUGAUGUACAAGCAAGUUCUACCAAAACUGUACGUACCUCGAAAGAGUUACAAAAUAAAGCAUAUACAAGAGGAUAUCAAGGAUUUAAACGAUGAGGAACAACAAGAAGCGAAGCGUAGAUAUGACGACCUGAGGAAGAACUUGAAGUGGCAAGAGAAAAUCCACGUCAGGGCAAUGAAGUCAAUCCAGGACAGCAGAAAUACCGCCGCUCAUCCUGAACUAAAUGAGGAGCUAAUACGUUUCGCAGUAGAUCAGAUGGAGAGGGAAGGAAAACUGGAUGACUGGCAUAGCCCCGAUUGCGUCCGAGCAUUUAUUGAAAUGUGGAAAAAACUGACACAACUGUGAGAUCUUCUACAGUAGAUGUUUCAACUAAUCAAUGUUGCAGUUCAGGUGGAGUUUUAAUAGUCUUUCUCCAUCAUUUUUACUAUAGAUAUUUAUCGAAGGGUAAGUAGGAUUUAGUAGCUUCACUGAGCGAGAAUAAUGCAUGAUGUCUUGGAACGAUGCAACUGUGCCUUAAUGCUUUCCUCGCGUAAGUGAUAACAGACAUGCAGAGUCAACGUGUUUCUGAAAAAUGAACUCGACGUAGGGCGCUGACUCUUAAAACCGGCACUGUUUGGAGUGAUUUUGCGAUGAAAAAUAGGGUAACUGAGACAUGUUUGUCCAAGAGGCAUCAAUAAUGCCGUGUCAUUUCAACUUUAUUUAGCUCAUGAUUUAAGCAAUUUCUUUACAGGCAACAAUAGCUGUUGGUGACUUUAAUAUAAGCGGGUCACUAACAGCAAAUUUUUUCCUUAUUGCAUGUCAGCUAUGAUUUCUAAAAUACGUCUUCAAGUUUCCUUCAUUUUAUGAGAAUUCAAGUUACUACGUUAAUCUACCUAUUUCCGAGAAAAGCAGAAACCUAAUCAUCCGGAUAAAAUUCCUAGAAAGCAUCGCACAUGGGGUCGUCUCAGGUUGUCAGAAAGUAACCGAAGAAGUGUCUUAUUAUAGGCUUUCGUAGACCCUUUUCAUGUUCAAACUAGAGCUUUUGGUACAGCUCAUGGGACUUACAUUAGAGGAAUAAAGUUGUAGCACCUCAUUUUCCAUACUCCGGUUUAGUUUAGCUUAGGAUGGCUUUGCCGCCAAUUAUGUUGCGAACCGAAUAAGACGAAAGUCUUGAUAGUAUGUUAACUUAAUAAUGUAGCCCAAUAUUUCAAAGAAACACUUUUAGUUCAACCAAAAGAAUAUUGUGAACAUUUUGCACAAAAUGCGAAAAUUCACCGAUAUUGGCACGAAUCUAGAAGGGAAAAUCAGCUAGGUAGCAGAGGUCGAGAUUGUCAACAUAGACUGAUGUUUGAACACGACACUAAAUACUGACGAAAAUUUGUCCUGUUCUAGCAUUUCACCAUUUGGCGGUAUAGGCAAGUAAUAAUGCUUUAAAAGUCCGCUUCACUCGAUACAACUAUNUACGUCUUCAAGUUUCCUUCAUUUUAUGAGAAUUCAAGUUACUACGUUAAUCUACCUAUUUCCGAGAAAAGCAGAAACCUAAUCAUCCGGAUAAAAUUCCUAGAAAGCAUCGCACAUGGGGUCGUCUCAGGUUGUCAGAAAGUAACCGAAGAAGUGUCUUAUUAUAGGCUUUCGUAGACCCUUUUCAUGUUCAAACUAGAGCUUUUGGUACAGCUCAUGGGACUUACAUUAGAGGAAUAAAGUUGUAGCACCUCAUUUUCCAUACUUCGGUUUAGUUUAGCUUAGGAUGGCUUUGCCGCCAAUUAUGUUGCGAACCGAAUAAGACGAAAGUCUUGAUAGUAUGUUAACUUAAUAAUGUAGCCUAAUAUUUCAAAGAAACACUUUUAGUUCAACCAAAAGAAUAUUGUGAACAUUUUGCACAAAAUGCGAAAAUUCACCGAUAUUGGCACGAAUCUAGAAGGGAAAAUCAGCUAGGUAGCAGAGGUCGAGAUUGUCAACAUAGACUGAUGUUUGAACACGACACUAAAUACUGACGAAAAUUUGUCCUGUUCUAGCAUUUCACCAUUUGGCGGUAUAGGCAAGUAAUAAUGCUUUAAAAGUCCGCUUCACUCGAUACAACUAUGUCCCAUGCGAUGAGCUUUCCCAAAAUAAGCUUAGUCGUCAGGAGUCACGACAGUCACCUACAACUUUGGCUAUCGUUAUAGUUUUUAUGGAAACGAGACCACUCUUGUUGUAAGCUUAUCGGCGCUGGGACAUUGCAUGCGCCAAAACCGUACCUUACAAACUGGCGUUUAAAAGAGAACGCCGAAAGAAGUAAUCACAGUUCCUUGAUUUCCUGACACUGUAAGAAAUUGAGGGAAAUCUAGAAGCCAACUAAGCGUAGCGACCGCCGCAGCUGCUGGCAAGGGGCAGUUAGUGCUUCUAAAAUGAGUUUUUAAAAUAUACCUCUCAAAAUCCCUUAAUGCUCGGAGUUUACAGACCUAAUAAUUCACUCGCGAAACGAAAUGUGUGUUUGUAAUUUAAAUUGUUCAACUUGAGUUUGAAAUUAAAUUGUG